This is a messenger RNA of Darwinula stevensoni, 807 nucleotides long. The record is from the annotation of a GenBank genome assembly. Lineage: Eukaryota; Metazoa; Arthropoda; Ostracoda; Podocopida; Darwinulidae.
AUGCUCUUCGCUCCAGCCCUAUUCCCCAAGGACUCCAGCAUAUAUGAACUACGAGGCGAAGGAUCCCAGAUUGCUGACAUGAUAUCGACGAAAAGAUAUGUUGAACUCCUGAAGCAGCUGACAGAUGUGGGCACAGUAACAAGGGAAAUGUUCACAGAGAAGUUCAAAAGGAUGAAGAGCUGUAAGGAAACCUACUUCAUCACCGUCAUGGAAGACUUGACGACAGGGAAAAUCAUUGGAUCUGGGUCAUUGGUCCUGGAAGAGAAGUUCAUUCAUUCCUGUGCCUCAAGAGGCCGAAUAGAAGAUAUUGUGGUGGAUUCCAGCUAUAGAGGGAAACAACUUGGAAAGUAUAUUGUGAUGCUACUGACUGGAAUAGCCAAGAAGCUGAAGUGCUACAAGAUCACACUAGACUGCAGAGAUCAAAUGGUGCCCUUCUAUGAGAGCCUUGGUUACAAGAAGGAGCCAGGGAAUGCAAAUUAUAUGACUGUUAGGAUUUCAGAUUGAGAUCAGGCAGAGGAAUAUCUUAAUUUCCUUCAAUGCAGUUCCAUCAUUCUUGCAUCAAGAGAUGAAGCAAGAGUCAUGAUUAAUAGUUGCAAUUUUAAAAGUUACCAGUGAUAUUACAUGGUUACUAUUAUACCUUACUGUUAUAUUCUAUAAGUUGCACAAUUUUUUAUCACUUAUGUAAUUAUGAAUGCCUUGAUUUGUAAUUUCCUUUCAGAUAUUUUUCUCCACAUUAAUUGAACAUUCCGGAACAAAACUACCUCGUUCCUUCUAUACUGUUCCUGAUUUAUUUGUUUCUGGUUGAUC